GCGGCAAUUAAUACAGUUUCCUAGGUAUCUAAGGGACACACAAAUAUUUGAAUACUGAGGCGAGUUCUGUAUGAGGUCACUUUCCCUUACAAAUACGGUCUUGUACUGUAGACAGGUGUCAACGCUCCCCCCUUCGCAUCUCGGACAACUGCAGCCGACAUUCUAUACCUGCACGUUGACGCCGAUGCGUGCAGGCUGUCUUUUUGCAUAAACAAACUGUAUCCGAAGAUUACUAUUUGCAAGUGACGUUUUUUCGCUACAUCCACCAUGGGCUCGCAGGCAUCUACACCUGCUUCAACAACCUUACCUGCCGAGCAGCCGGGCAGUACCUCGUCCUGCAGCAAACGUGUCAAUGCUGCGGGCAAGCGGAUCUGCUGUGUGUGCACAGAAACCAAAGCAGCUCGCGACGAGUGCAUUCUGCUAAAUGGAGAGGAGAAAUGUAAGAACUUUAUUGAUGCUCAUAACCAGUGCCUCCGGAGCGAGGGUUUCGAUGUCCAGUAAUGAGCCGGCACUUCCCAAGAAAAUAACCUGUCCAAACCAACAGGCCCCAUGUCCCCAGGUUACCGUCGUCCUCAAAAAAAUUUCCUCUUGUCGCUAGAAGCUCAGCUGACGAAAAAGUUUAGCAAGGUCGUCACCUCAUUUCUUGCCUGCCGUCAUCGAUGACCUUACACAAGUCCACUGUCCGGUGGGCUAUCAGGUGAACUACGCUCAUGAUGCUAUCCAUAACGAAUGCCAUCACUGGUAGGUGGACGCCUUGCAUAUAUAAAUGAUUUUUUCGUUUUUAAUGAGCCCUUCUUUUUGGCCAAUCGGUGUUCGAGGAUACAUCUGAAGCGCUGCUGGUGAACAUCAAGGGUUUUCGAAGCUGGCGAUGGGUGCCGCCAAACAUCAGCCCAGGAGUCGAUGGCGUGAGUGGGUGAUAUGGGCUUUGGCAUAUCCUUACUGUGAAGGACAGACUAA
Toxoplasma gondii ME49 is the source of this 957-nucleotide messenger RNA. Its product is annotated as copper chaperone COX17-1, putative. The record is from RefSeq and is a predicted model, not a curated record. Gene Ontology annotation, cellular component: mitochondrial intermembrane space. Gene Ontology annotation, molecular function: copper chaperone activity; copper ion binding. Lineage: Eukaryota; Apicomplexa; Conoidasida; Eucoccidiorida; Sarcocystidae. The coding region runs from base 268 to 501 and encodes 77 amino acids. The transcript has a single exon.